GGCAGUUCCAUGAAGUGUAUUCACGGACGGCGAUGAUGACGAGCGGCGCUGAUUGCCUUUCGCAAGAUAGCGUCGGGCGAAUUACGAUUUCAACUUUGACGAACAGGCGAUAUAUUCGCUCUGCCCUUUCGCUUUUUUCGCGUCCUCCGACCCGCCCGUUGAAAAUUCGCGCCUGUGCAUAGUCUUUGCGCGGAAUCUACUGCCGCGAAUAACUCGCUUGCCGUUUGGUGUAAACGCAGCAUAACAUCUGUCUGGUCGUGUGUUUUCUUCGUAUGUAGCCAUCGUACACGAAGCAGGUGACGCUACCAUGGAUACAGCUCUUUUGAACUACAUUUCCCAGCCGCCCCCUCCCCCUCAGCUGUUCGCUAUUACGACAUGUCGUGAAAAAUCUGUCCACAGCUAAACCGAGAUGGGCACCGCGAAAGACGCCUGACAGUUUCCCCCCUUAAUCCUCAGAUGUCAUUUUAAAUGUUAAUGUAGUGGUGCCGCACGAGACCGGUUGUGAAGAUGGAGGCCAUGGAAGAUGAUAGUUUUGACGACCAUAACCACAACUAUUGUGCGAGCAGCGGAGGCGGUAGUAGUAGUAGUAGUAGUAGUAGCAGCAAAGCCCGCACCUAUCCGAGGAGCCAGCUCUCCGAUGUGACCUGUCCGCCGGUGCCUGGGGGAGAACCCGCCACCCGACGAGGGAAACACUUGCCCAGCAGUACCGGGUCAAAGUUCAUGGACUCGGAUUCAGGUAGUGAGAGCAGCGAAGUCAGCGAGACUGACUGCACGGUUCCGCCCACCGCCGAGGGAAAAUUCAGCCUCGAUUCCACCUCCAAGUUCCUUCUUAAUGCAAUGGCUGUAGAGGACUACCGCAAGAACCACUGGCCCAACCUGGAGAAGGCGAUCGACCGUCUGCUCAUCCAGAAUCCCACGGACCACAUCUCUGUUUCUUACGCACAGAUAUACAGUUACGUCUACAAGUGUGUUUGUCAGCAGCACUCUGAGCUGCUCUACCACGACUUGACCAUGAAAAUAACAAAUCAUCUACAACAGGUUUCUACUCGUCUACAGGCCAGCCCACCUGAGGACUUCAUUGAGAACUUUAAUGUUGAGCUGACGCAAUACACUGCCUCUCUUCAAUGUAUAGUUCCUGUUUUUAUGUACUUGAACAAGUUCUACAUCGAGUCCAAGCUGAACAGAGACCUGCGAGAGGAUCUGAUGAAGCUGUUUGCCGAUCAUGUAGCACAAAUACACGUGGACACACUUAUGCCUCUCCUCCUCAAGGCGCAUUCCAUGCCGUUCCAAGUACAGCCAUCCACAAUGGCCAGCGUGGUUAAAGGCCUUCACAGCCUGCGACCAGACUGGGCUCAGCUAGCUCCGGCUCUCUUCUCUGGGUUUAUUCCCCAAAUAAACCCUCCUGCUGUCGAGUCCUUGCUGCCCGACUACGCCGCUCAUGACCAGAAGUUGCAGCUGGAGCUCUCAAUGAACGGAUUUCCACGAGGGGACCAGUCUCGUAAAAGGGCGAGCGACGACCCCUGAGAGCGGUGCGGCCCGUCCUCAGAUGCGCUGCAGAUCUCUCACUGUGCCUCCUACAUCAUCUUUAUCACAAGGGCUCUGGAGGCUCACUGGACUCUCCACCAUGUUGACGACGCGCCGGUUACUUCUCCUGACCCGCUUGUUGUUGCAACACACUGUGAACAAAAAAAGAGAACACGAUGUUGAGUUGUAUAGCAGAAGCUUAAUUAAGGCACCAAAAAAGGAAGCACACAGACUUCCAUGGCGAUGCUUUCCUCUGCGAUUCUGAUGCAUCCAGCUGCCGUAUUUGUGCGUGCUGAGGUGAGUGUCUCCAUGUUCUCCUCAUUUGAAGAGUGCCUUCAUGGUGCCUUCUGAUCGGAUAUCCAUGAAUAAGCUGAUAGGUAUUUCAUUCUAAACCUUUUACAUGAAGUGUCUUUUUAAUAUACUGGGCUAUUCUAAGACUUUCUAUUGCUGCUAAUAACAAUGUCCAAGUGAUUAAUCUACAAACCCCCUCAGUGUCACCCUCUGUGUCUGUUCCUACUGGCUUGGCUCAACACGAAUCAGUGUGACGAGACCGAAGGAUAAGAGGGACUUGGUCAUCAGCCUCAACUCGGAGGCUCUUCUUCAUGUUGCCUUUACUUUGUUGGUGAACCGGAUUGUUUUUUCCUGUUACGCCAAAGAGGAUUUUCAUUUUUAUUUCAAUAUCUAAUGCAUUGGAUUCCUUCUGACAUUCUUAAUGUCGCACACCGCCUGAGCCAUUUGAUUAUUAUUUUUUUUUAACUAGAGAGGGUUGAUCUGACAUUGACCUGUUUUUUUGACUUGAAUCAAAUUCUAACUUUUGGUUUCCUGUGUCUGUUUAAGCCUUGCAUGUAGAUUGCCACAUAGGACAUUAAACUGUUUGCCAGACAGCUCGGACAACCACAGAGCGGUGUUUGACAAUUUCUAAACCUUACUACAGGUUUGUUUGACGACCUGCCUGUGUCGUCCCUAAACUGUAAAUAUAUCAAAGUUGAUGCUUGGAUUCAUGGAGUUUACACAACCCAUGAUUGUUUGGGUCUGGCGUGUUGGGGCGCUACAUGUGCAGCCACAUGCUGUGCAGGCUGUUCUUGCUGUAGAUAGCUUUUGGUCUUUUCACAGUGGUCAGUGUAAACUAACUUUUGUUAAAUGAUUCACUUGAAUAGAAGUAUUUGAUACACGGUCUUACACUGUUUUAAGUGUAAAUAGAUGCUCAGGCUUGCUUUUGGUUCCGUCUGUGGGUAUUGGGAAAGUUUUCCAUUGUCUUUCAAAUAAAAUAAUUUCCUUUAUCCUCCGUA
This is a messenger RNA of Pungitius pungitius (ninespine stickleback), 2813 nucleotides long. It is a transcript of the gene cacul1, whose product is annotated as CDK2 associated cullin domain 1. The transcript is spliced from 8 exons. Gene Ontology annotation, molecular function: protein kinase binding; ubiquitin protein ligase binding. Lineage: Eukaryota; Metazoa; Chordata; Actinopteri; Perciformes; Gasterosteidae. The record is from RefSeq and is a predicted model, not a curated record. Gene Ontology annotation, biological process: positive regulation of protein kinase activity; ubiquitin-dependent protein catabolic process; G1/S transition of mitotic cell cycle. The coding region runs from base 508 to 1524 and encodes 338 amino acids.